Molecule: messenger RNA, 468 nt
Organism: Cryptococcus wingfieldii CBS 7118
Lineage: Eukaryota; Fungi; Basidiomycota; Tremellomycetes; Tremellales; Cryptococcaceae
Product: NADH dehydrogenase (ubiquinone) 1 alpha subcomplex 8
Exons: 5
Coding region: 1-468 (155 amino acids)
Biological process (GO): mitochondrial electron transport, NADH to ubiquinone
Source: RefSeq, a predicted model, not a curated record
AUGGCCUCCCACCGCGCCGCCGUCCUCCACGACAAGGACUAUGUCGAGCCCAACCCUCUGCCGAAGAGCGUGCCCCACGUGGACGAGGUCGGCACAACCUCGGCGCCGUUGAAGAGCGCGAGUUUCUUUAUCGGACAACAUUGCAAGGAAGUCAAUGAGGACUUUAUGCUUUGCAAGCAGGAGAACAGGGAUCCGGCGCAUUGUCUCUCGGAAGGAAGAAAGGUCACGCGGUGCGCGCAAGAGGUGAUUGGAAAGCUAAGAGAGAACUGCCUGGCCGAGUUUGAUGCUCACUGGUCUUGCUUGGAGAAGAACAACCAGCAUUUCCAAGCAUGCCGGAAACCCGAAAAGGUUUUCAACACAUGCGUCUUUACCAAGCUCAAUCUCUCCAAAAACAUUCCCGGAUCACCAGAAGGACAACCACAAAUUCACGAAAAGGCAAACCCCAUCUACACCCGUGUACAGAAAUAG